AUGGGUAAGGCAAAGCAAAGCAAUAAAAUCGUCCCAACCAAAGGACCGUUCACAUCAAUUGCCCUCAAAUCUCUGGAAUCACUGCCACCCCCUAACUCCAGUCCUGCGAGAUUGCCGUUUCAUCCCGGACCGCGAUUUCCACUUCCAUCCCCGUCAGCGCCAUCAUUUGAUCAUCCCAUAAGCUCGAGACUCUAUCCAGGCCCACAUCUAGCCCCGAUAACCUCUCGUGAUCGUCGUCACAUUCAUCAAUCGCAUCUUCCUUAUCAUGAACAUAAUGAGUUCUGCUCACCACCUCCACCUUACAAUCCGUUGACCCCGAAUGAAACGCCCCCAGAAACAAUAAAUACAGCGACAAGUCGGGAUUCCUUUGGUAGUGCUGCUUCUACAGCCGCCUUCCCACCGCCGCUACCCCCACGUGGUAAGGUGCUCGUUGGACGUCAUGCAGCACGUUUUGACGUUAAAACCCCAAAAUCAUCAUUCGGUAAAGGUGAUGAUGCUCGAAGUCAUCACAAGAGAGGCAACAAUGCUGCUGAGAUGGAUUCUAUAAGAAUUCGAAAAAAAUUCCUACAUCCAAUGAUGCAAUCUCGUAGGCAUUGUACGGAUGUGCUGUGCUGCUUCAUCUUCGUUGUGUUCGUCGUUGCAUGGCUAGUGGUGGCUGCUUUUGGUUUCUUAUGGGGUAAACCGGAACAUUUGCUUCAUCCGACCAACUCGAACGGUGCAUUAUGUGGUGUCGAACGAAAAGGCUUCUACGACUUGCGGUCAGUUACAAUUGGACGAUGCAAAUAA
Molecule: messenger RNA, 786 nt
Organism: Anisakis simplex (herring worm)
Lineage: Eukaryota; Metazoa; Nematoda; Chromadorea; Rhabditida; Anisakidae
Source: the annotation of a GenBank genome assembly